Myxozyma melibiosi is the source of this 1092-nucleotide messenger RNA. Its product is annotated as DnaJ domain-containing protein. Lineage: Eukaryota; Fungi; Ascomycota; Lipomycetes; Lipomycetales; Lipomycetaceae. Bases 1 to 1092 code for a protein of 363 amino acids. Gene Ontology annotation, cellular component: endoplasmic reticulum membrane. Gene Ontology annotation, molecular function: Hsp70 protein binding. The record is from RefSeq and is a predicted model, not a curated record. Gene Ontology annotation, biological process: cellular response to misfolded protein. The transcript is spliced from 2 exons.
AUGUCUUCAUCAUCAUCUUCACGGCCGAACGAGACCGACGCCAGCAACCGCAGCCACAACCAGGGCCGCCAGUCGCGCGAAUACACUCCCGCGCAGGCAGAGUCAGUAAAGCGUGUGCGCCGGUGCCGGCACGACGAGUUCUAUGCCAUCCUCGAUAUCGAAAAGACGGCGACCGAUGGCGAGAUUAAGCGCGCGUACCGGAAGCUCGCGCUGCUGAUGCAUCCUGAUAAGAACGGCGCGCCUGGUGCUGACGAGGCUUUCAAAAUGGUCUCGAAAGCAUUCCAGGUGCUUUCAGAUAGUGAAAAGAAGCGGAUAUACGACGCCACCGGGUCAGAUCCCGAUUCGCGGGGCGGCGGUAUGCCAAGUGGGUUCAGAAGCAGUAGUAGUCGAGCAUCAGCGGGCGGAGGACGUGGGUUUGGCGGCGGCAUGUACGGUGAUGAGAUGACGCCGGACGAGCUGUUUAAUAUGUUUUUCGGCGGCGGCGGCGGCGGCGGCGGCGGAUUUCAGACCUUUGGCUCGUUUGGCGGCGGGCCGGGGAUCAGGGUGCAGUCCUUUGGCGGGUCGCCGUUUAGCAUGUUUGAUUUCCCGAUGGGCGGCGGCCAGCGUCGGCCGCCACCGCAGAACCCGCCCGGGGCAAAUGGCGAGCGCGAGUCGUUUACACCGCGGAUGCUGAUCCAGCUGCUGCCUCUGAUAUUGCUGUUUUUGUUCCCGCUUCUGACGUCGCUGUUUGACAGCGGGUCUUCGUCCGAGUCGGUGUUCACGCCCAAAGUGCGGUUUGAGUUCACACCGACGCCGCCGUAUACGUCGGAGCGUCUGACGGGCAACUACAAGGUUCCGUACUAUGUGAACCCGAACGACCUGACGACGCUUAGCGACCGGAAACUGCGACAGCUUGACCAGCGCGCGGAGACGUCGUACGUGCGGGUGCUGCAAAACAAGUGCGAUUACGAGUAUGAUGUACGGCAACGGCGGUUGGAGGAGAGCCAGGGAUGGUUUUUUGUGGACCAGGAGAAGUACGAGAAGGCGCGGAAUAUGAAGAUGGAGAAUUGCGACCGGUUGAAGGGUAUGGGAGUCCCAUACCAACGGCGUUGA